AUGUCUUAUCCACCAGCAGUGGUAGAGAUCAGUGAAGAAGAAGAAGAAGAAGAAGAAGAAGAAGAAGAAGAGGAAGAGGAUGGAAAUGGAGAUCCCAGUUCAUCAUCUGUUGUCACGAAAGAUAAUAAACGCGCGUUGUGCAAGGCACUCGACUCAAUUGAAUCGACAGGUGAUAUCACAACCUCUUGCCACUAUAGCAUGUUUGUGAAUCCCGGUCUCACUAUUGAGGGUGGUAAUCUCAUUCCUCUGCCACUCAAAGAAGAUGAUGCGCAGACCAUCAAGAGUACAAGUGGAAAUCCCGGCGCUGUCUGCCCGACAGAAUCAUAUCCCCUUGGUCAUCUUUACACAAAAACGAGCAUAUCUUUGGCAAAUAUGAAGAGUCGUGAUCGGGGUGUCACUUACUCUUUAAACAAGAUAUGUUCUGAGGCUGGAUUCUAUUUCAUGCUGGCACAUGCGACCCAUGUCCGCACGGGAGGGGAUGGUUAUGGUGACUACGAUGGGGAAGAGGAAGAGUACGCGAAUCUAACAUCUGUAUAUACUUCUUUGGGGGUCCAGGUUGCCUCAUACCUCACUAUUGAGAACAACGAAAUCCUGGGAUAUAACAUCAAUAGAGAGGACCCUGACAGCGAAGAUGAGAGCGAAUAUACUGGCAACAAAAACAUGGCGCCUACGUUCCGUUAUCACAAAACCGUCGUUGUUCUUGUACUAAAGGACCGGCUUCGGAAGUAUCUCGAACAGUUUAUUGGGUUCACUAUUCCAGCUCAAAGAGCCCAAAAUGACCACUUGACCGAGAUGGUUCUCCAAGAUCUUGCCAACAAUCGAGACGAUGCCUAUACGAAGCAGGCGGCCGCAGGUUUUGUGGACAACGUCCUGCGUUACAGCACUGGACCCCAAGAACAAAUUGCCCCUGAGCGCCAACUGGUGAUAGAUCCCCUCAUUAUGUAUUUUGACCAGGCUAUUGACAUAGCCACGGAAUUUGAUGCCUUUUGUGCUAUCCUCAAGUCUUUUACAAAACAUGAGCCCCUGGCUGAGAGUUGCAAAACAUGGGCAGUUCCCAUUGGCGACAAAAAGCUGGCAUCUCAAACCAUAUGGAAUUUAUCGGAUGAGAAUUACUUUCUCCGUGUUCUUGAAACACGCAAUGCGGAUAGCGAGUGGGUGUUGCAGAGAGAGCUCUACAAAUGCAUCAUCGAACAUGGAAAAGGACAGCUGAGUCUCUGCGGCAAUGACAUCUUGGAACAAGAAAGAGGACAUAUGGGCUUUCACAACACCAACUUUAUCAUCAAGCCCGCAAUUAACAUUCAUAAUGACGACCUCUACCACCAGACUACUUACAAGAAGUUUCUCAGAAUGAUAAAGGAAAGUUACAUCCAUGGCGCUGGACAGGAAGCACUGGGGUUGUUGCAGCAAAGCUGCCAGAGGCUUGUUGAGGAAAGGCAACCUGUACCUGCUAUUCAUCAAUUCUUCGAGGUUGCGUUACAAGAUGCUGUCCAUCAGCCGAUCAUGACCCUGCCCGUCCAACUUAUGGGAUGGGUUCAUGAAAAGGCGUUCUGCACAUCUUGGCCUAAUUGCAGCCCGAGUCAAUCGCUAAAUGCUUUUCUCGAGAACCCGCAACAGCAGAUAUGGCAUUUCCCGGCCACUAAGGUUUUGCGACAACAUGUUGAGCGUCACUUGACGGAUUCAGUCUACUCGCUGCAAACGAUCAAAGACAGAUUGCCACAUACAUUGGUGGUGACCAAACUAGGAACACGCUAUGACAAGUCAUUGCGCGAUUGGCAACAAAAAGCCCAAUAG
Fusarium venenatum is the source of this 1791-nucleotide messenger RNA. The record is from RefSeq and is a predicted model, not a curated record. NCBI's taxonomy places the organism in Eukaryota, Fungi, Ascomycota, Sordariomycetes, Hypocreales, Nectriaceae.